AGGGCGCAUGCGCAAAGUUCCGGGCGCUGAAAUUCAAAUUUGAACGGCUGCAGGAGGCAGUCUGACACUGGAAGCCGAGAAGAAGGGGUUGGGAGAGUUCUCUCGCCCCGAACUCCUUGUUUUUUCCAGCAAACACAAAGAACCGCGACUCACAUCUUUUCUUUUUCUGAAUUUGAACCACCAUCUCCGUCGCCUCUUAGUCGACACGUAGCACCUGGGGCUAUGGACCCGUUUACGGAGAAACUGCUUGAACGAACUCGUGCCAGGCGAGAGAAUCUCCAGAGAAAAAUGGCUGAGAGGCCCACACCUGCCCCACGAUCUACGAGUCACACCAAGCGGACUAGAGAACCACUUUCAGAAGCAAGCAACCAGCCACCCCUAUCUAGUGGUGAAGAGAAAUCUUGUACAAAGCCAUCACCAUCAAAAAAACGCUGUUCUGACAACACGGCAGAAGCCAUUUCUAACUUGGAAAAUAAACAACCAGUUGAGUCAGUUUCUGCAAAACCUUGCUCUCCGAGUCCCCAGUCUCCUCAGCCGAAGCCACAGGCACCAUCACCUGUCACUAAUUCUGUGGCUGUGCCAUCAUCACAGCUGAGCACCAAGAAGGGGCUGGCCUCACGACUGGAGGGAACUGCAGCCUCCUCAGUUAAAACACGUAUGCAGAAACUUGCAGAGCAACGCCGCCACUGGGAGAACACUGAUGUGGCAGAUGAAAGCUCACUCUUCUCACCAGUGCCAUGUGAAGAAAAGGCGGCCUCCCCUCCUAAGCCACACCUUUCAGAUGCCUCAGCAACUCCAGUUGGGAGAAGGGGCCGGCUGGCCAACCUUGCUGCAACUAUUUGCUCUUGGGAAGAUGAUGUAAGUCACUCAUCUGCAAAGCAAAACAGUGCGCAAGAACAGCCUGGUACCACUUGUUUAUCCAAAUUUUCCUCUGCAAGUCAAGCAUCUGCUAGGAUCAAUAGCAGCAGUGUUAAGCAGGAAGCUACAUACUGUUCCCAAAGGGAUGGGGAUGCCUCUCUGAAUAAAGCCUCAUCCUCAAAGGCUGUGGAUGCAUCUUUGCAUAAUGCCCCCAUUGCCACCUCUGUGAAAGCAGCUUCUUCCCCACAUAAGUCUUCUACUGCGUCCAUCACUGAUGCUAAAAAAUGUGAAGUACAAAAUCCUGAGCUGCUUCAAGAAAAUCCUGCUAGUCCUCUGAAAACAGAGGUAUCAAAACCAAUUGUGAAGUCUACUGUCCCCCAAAUAGUUCGGCCCAAAGAAGAACUAAAUAGAGAAAUUUACCUACAGUCUCAUUCUAAAGAAAAAUCUACAACACCAGGAACAACAGGAAUUAAGCCUUUUCUGGAACGCUUUGGGGAGCGUUGUCAAGAACACAGCAAAAGAAGUCCAGCUCCUAGCACACCCCAUAGGACCCCCAUUAUCACUCCAAAUACAAAGGCCAUUCAAGAAAGACUGUUCAAGCAAAACACAUCUUCAUCUACUACCCAUUUAGCAAAACAGCUCAAACAGGAACGUGAAAAAGAACUAGCAUGUCUUCGUGGACGAUUUGACAAGAGUAAUUUAUGGAGUGCAGAAAAAGGAGAAAACUCAAGAAGUAAACAAGAAACCAAAAAGGAAAUUCACUGUCAGAAUACUCCCCUCCAAAAAUCGCAAGUUGUUUCAGAUACUCCAUCAGUUCCGGUAGCGGAAAAGGUGACAGAAAAUCAGACAGCAACACAGACUUCCAGCACAGAGCCUGCAGGUUCCACUGCAUGUGAAAUGACGAAGUCGUCUAGCCCGUUGAAAAUUACACUGUUUUUAGAAGAGGACAAGUCCUUAAAAGUAACACCAGACCCAAAGAUUGAGCAACAGAGAGAAGUGGGACGUGAAAUUGAGAUGAGUGUGGAUGAUGAUGACGAUAUCAAUAGUUCAAAAGUAAUUAAUGACAUCUUCAGUGAUGUCUUAGAGGAAGGUGAACGAGAUGUGGAAAAAUGUUAUGAGGGCAUAGAGCGAGUAGAAGCAGAAAGCAGCGAAGAACAGGAUGAUGCUCUGAAUAUCUCCUCGAUGUCUUUACUGACUCCAUUAGCACAGACUGUUGGUGUGGUAAGUCCAGAGAGUUUAGUGUCCUCGUCUAGAUUAGAACUGAAAGAUACCAGCAUCAGUGACCAGAGUCCAAAGCCAGGAAAAUUCCAAAGAACCCGUGUCCCUCGAGCUGAGUCUCGUGACAGCAUCGAUUCUGAAGAUCGUGAUCUUCUUUAUAGCAUCGAUGCAUAUAGAUCACAGAGAUUCAAAGAAACGGAAUGUCCUUCCAUAAAGCAAUCGAUUGUUCGGAAGGAAGCUGUUACUUCAAAACUGGAUGAAAGAAAGCCUGUCUUUCCUGGUCAAGUUAAUAUCAAGCAAAAGAUGCAGGAACUCAAUAAUGAGAUAAAUUUGCAACAGACAGUGAUUUAUCAAGCUAGCCAGGCUCUGAACUGCUGCGUGGAUGGAGAGCAUGGAAAAGGGUCUCUAGAAGAAGCCGAGGCAGAAAGGCUUCUCCUGAUUGCAACUGAGAAGAGAACACUUUUGAUUGAUGAAUUGAAUAAAUUGAAGAGUGAAGGACCUCAGCGAAAGAAUAAGACUAGUCCCACAUCCCAAAGUGAAUUUGUCCCAUCCAAAGGAUCAGUUACUUUGGCAGAGAUUCGCUUGCCUCUAAAAGCAGAUUUUGUCUGUGGUACAGCUCAGAAACCAGAUGCAGCAAAUUACUAUUACUUAAUUAUAUUAAAAUCAGGAGCUGAAAAUAUGGUAGCCACACCAUUAGCAAGUCCUUCAAACUCACUUAAUGGGGAUGCUUUGACAUUCACUACUGUAUUUACUCUGCAAGAUGUAUCCAAUGACUUUGAAAUUAACAUUGAAGUUUACAGUUUGGUACAAAAGAAAGAUCUCUUGGGCCCUGAUAAGAAGAAAAAAACAUCCAAGUCUAAGGCUAUUACUCCGAAGCGACUGCUAACAUCCAUAACCACCAAAAGCAACCUUCAUUCUUCAGUGAUGGCCAGUCCAGGCGGUCUCAACGCCGUGCGCACCAGCAACUUUGUCCUUGUUGGCUCUCACACACUGUCCUUAUCUUCAGUCGGGAGCACCAAGUUUGCUCUGGACAAGGUACCCUUUUUGUCUCCUUUGGAAGGUCAUAUUUAUUUAAAAAUAAAGUGUCAAGUGAAUUCAAGUGUUGAAGAAAGAGGUUUUCUAACUAUAUUUGAAGAUGUUAGUGGUUUAGGUGCCUGGCAUCGACGGUGGUGUAUUCUUUCUGGAAAUUGUAUCUCUUAUUGGACGUAUCCAGAUGAUGAGAAACGAAAGAAUCCUCUAGGAAGGAUCAAUUUGGCCAACUGUACCAGUCGUCAGAUAGAACCAGCUAACAGAGAAUUCUGUGCAAGACGCAACACUUUUGAAUUAAUUACUGUCCGGCCACAAAGAGAAGAUGACCGAGAGACUCUUGUCAGUCAGUGCAGAGAUACACUGUGUGUCACCAAGAACUGGCUGUCUGCGGAUAGUAAAGAAGAGCGGGACCUCUGGAUGCAAAAACUCAAUCAAGUUCUUGUUGAUAUCCGGCUCUGGCAGCCUGAUGCUUGCUACAAACCCAUUGGAAAACCUUAAACUUUGGGGCCUUUCCUU
This is a messenger RNA of Chrysochloris asiatica (Cape golden mole), 3621 nucleotides long. It is a transcript of the gene ANLN, whose product is annotated as anillin, actin binding protein. Gene Ontology annotation, biological process: septin ring organization; actomyosin contractile ring assembly; mitotic cytokinesis. Lineage: Eukaryota; Metazoa; Chordata; Mammalia; Afrosoricida; Chrysochloridae. The record is from RefSeq and is a predicted model, not a curated record. The coding region runs from base 223 to 3603 and encodes 1126 amino acids. Gene Ontology annotation, cellular component: actomyosin contractile ring. The transcript has 24 exons.